AUGGCGACAACCAUGUUUGGCGGCUUCUCCUCGUCCGACCGCCGCAAGAAGGUCGUCUACGGCAAAUCGUCGCGCCCCUCGGCCCUCCCACUGCCUGCGCCAGAGGCCGGCGAAGAGGCGCCUCCAUCGCCCGAGCGACCGCGAAAGCAAACCGCACUGGGGGAUACCGGAGGCGCACUCAAGAUCGGGCACAUGCUAGGCAAUGCGCGCCCCAAAACCGACUCUGGCGAUGUUUUCGACAUUCCCUCCGAGGACGAGUUCUACUCACGCCCAAAGCCUGCUAAGAAGUUGGUAGCGAAGCUUCGGACGCCCGAGGCGAGCCUCAAUGCUCCAGCCGCUCAGAACGAGGCUUCCCAUGGCGUGAAGAAGCUAGCCAAACCGACGCAGCCAUUGCGCAAGCCUGAAGCCGCCAAACCUAGCACAGUGCCUACCAAACCACAGAAGCUUGCCCAAGUGCCGAAGCCGCCACAUUCCAACCCGACCGUGCCCCGGACGCAACGUGCAAAGACGCCUCAACCCUCGGAGCUACCGACACAGACGGCAAAGAGCGUAGGAACGGCGCAAGCAACGGGUGGCAAGACGAAAGCGACCUCACAAAGGAACAUAUCUGCGCUGUCAGCCGUGUCCAAGACCCAGGACAAUGCGAAAACAUCCUCAGCGCUCCCCACAAAGAAGCUUUCAGCGAAGCUCGCGACCAAGCCAACACAAGAUUUGGGCGUAUUUGACGUGCCAGCAUCAGACGACGAAGCUCCCUUAACAGUCAAGAAGAUGUCACGUCCAGCCCAAGCGGAAAAGAAGAAAGAGCCUGCAAAGAUACCGUCAGCGCUCGGGAUGGGCCACAAAGAAUCCCCGACGUCUGACGAUUCCAGCGCAUCGAAUAAGCGUAAGCGCAAAGGGUCCGUCUCUUCUGCCACUGGAGUUAAGCCAGCCCUGCAACUCAAGUCUGGAAGCUCAGCGCCUCAACGUAGUCGAAAGUCGCAGAAGAAGGAGAGCGAUGAUUCACCGGGUUAUGCACCACAGGUGCAGCCAGAUGCAAGUACAGCCCGGGCGGCUCAACCCACAGUACUGACGGGCAGCAAACCCAAAAGAACAAGACAACGUACUGUACCAGUACUGGGGCCACCGAAAGCUAUGAAAGGUCAAUCUUCGCCAGCUGUGCUAAAUAGCAUGCUUCCCAACCGCCAACUAACUAAGCCAUCUCCCACAGCCGAAGGCCCCAAAUUCUCUGAGCUCGAAGACCAGACCAUGUAUGACAUUCCAGACGCGCUCACUACUCCUGUGCGUGCGCCAAAGGCAGCUAUGCCUGGCUCGACAACCCCACGACAAAAGACACUUUUUGGCGGCUUGUUGGGCGAUUCUGCGUCGUCUAGUACACCGAUGCCUGCUAUUUCUAGUCUGCAGCUGACAGAUACGAAGCCAAAGUCACUCAUCGGCAGCUUGUCGAGAUGCAAAUCUGAUAUUACGCAUAGUACCCAAGCCCGCAAGACUAGACUCAUCGACACACUCAAGCCGGCCGAAAGCAGCUCGGAUGACGAGGAAGAGGACAGCAGUGGCGAAGAGGAUGACAAGACAGAAGUACACCACGACAACGGUCGACAUGCGCAAAGGCCUGUUCAGACGCCCACAGAUGUGCGUCCACCAGCAGACGCUCCGUCUGAGGACAUGGACGUUGACCGGGUCAAUGCCGAUUCGCAAACGUCGCAGGGCACGACUGGUUUUGGCAUGCGACCGAGGCUUACGUACGCCAUGUCGCGAUCCUAUCUGCGUGAAAGCAACGCAGAGGAUGAUUUGAUGAUGACUAUGGAUUUGGGAGACGACUUUGGUCCCCUUUCACAGUCCAGGGAUACUGUUUCGGUAUCGGAGGAUGACGCUGAUCCCACGAGCCAGGCACAAGCUCACCAUGAGCUCAAGAGCCGAGGACGCAACUAUGUUUUCCAGCAGGAGGCUCAGACAAUGAUUGAUGACAUGGGCAGCACGAGUAGCGGCAGCAUUCGACGGAGUGCCAUGAUUGAGCUGUGCACCAAGAUGGCCGACGAGACGUUUUGCAGUCAGCUUCUUGACUCGCCAUUGGCGCGUGAAUUCUUUAGAAAUAUUUCCAAGGGCGGAGAGAUCAUUUUCGAUUUUGCCACGGCUGUUGUCAUGGUCUUCAUGCUGCGCACGAAUCCGAGCUACACGGUCCUGGACCAAAUCCUGGAAACUGGAAUCCUGGCCAGCUUGCCCAAACUCAUUGGCAACGAUUCAGACAUACAGAGGAUUGCAAAGGAUCGCAAGACGAAUCUGUCAAAGAUGGCCAAAGAGUCGGUGAUUUCGUUCCGCGACUUGAUUCAGCAAUGCUCCAUGUGGUCGCCUGCAACGGUCAGCAAGGUGACGCCACAGCUCGUAUCGAUCAAGGCAGUAGAGCUGCUGGUAAUAGGGCUGCGCAAGGCUGGCAACUCUGAGCCGCUGCUUGACCAGAAGAUGAUCUCGCAGUUGGUUGAGAUUGCAGCAGCAUCACACGAACGCUUAAGCACGGAUCAAGGGACUCCAGAAGACGAAGCGGCGCUGUUGAUGGUACUCUCGAUAUUGGAGUCGGUCUCGGCGACGAGGCAGAAGCAAGCUACGUGGUCUACUGCCGUGCUCGAGCGUAUCGCGAGCUUCAUGCCUCGAUUCCUGCAGGCUGACGCUGCGGCUUCGACCAUGCUAGCGGUCAAGCUGUGCAUGAACCUUAGCAACAACAAGCCCAAAGCGUGCCAAUCGUUCUCGGGCAAGGCGUUUGUGCAGCCGCUUGUGCAGUCGAUUAUUGAGCGAUUUGAGUUUCUCAACGCAGGACCGGCAUCGGAGAAGCGAACAGAGACUGUGGAGAGCUUGAUUCUGAGUCUGGGUGCGACGAUCAAUCUUGCCGAGUUCAGCGACCAGAUGAGGGUCAAUGCAGAUGACGACAAGCAGAGUAUAGAGAGGCUGGUCAGGAUAUUCUUGGAGGGCUCGGAGCGUGCUUCACAGGCCAAUUCGGUAGAAGAGUCACAUUCGGGUGUAGCUAUUGGGUACCUUGGUGUGCUUCUGGGCAACGUUUGCCUCAACGACGGGGUCCGAAGCAAGGUGCGCAUGCUGCUACCAGGGCAGGGGUUGAUGGCGCUCGUGGACAGCAUCAAGGAGUUUGUGCGAGUGCACGAGCACGUGGACAAGAGGACGGAGGAGUUUGAGGGAGCAGAAGGCCAAGAGGCGCUGCAGACGUACACGGCGCGGCUGAUGCUCGUGGUCGAGAGGCUGCAGGGGGCGGUUUAA
Exserohilum turcica Et28A is the source of this 3261-nucleotide messenger RNA. RefSeq lists its product as uncharacterized. Bases 1 to 3261 code for a protein of 1086 amino acids. The transcript has 2 exons. Gene Ontology annotation, biological process: regulation of chromosome condensation. The record is from RefSeq and is a predicted model, not a curated record. Lineage: Eukaryota; Fungi; Ascomycota; Dothideomycetes; Pleosporales; Pleosporaceae.